AUGAUCCAGCAAUUUACCUCCGGUUACGAAUCGCUUAUCGACUACAGAGUCAAGUGGCGAUCUGUCUUGACCUUUCUGUUAGUCGUUUCGCUAACCGUGCCUGCUUUGGCGGCGGACACGCUCACCGUUGCCGAUUAUCUCGAAUUCGAACGCGUCGCUGACGCCCGCAUCUCACCCGACGGGAGGCAGAUCGUCUACACCCGUUCCUGGGUCGAUGCGCAAACCGACCGCUGGUCCCCGGCGUUGUGGAUCAUGGACGCUGACGGCUCUCGUCACCGCCAUUUGAUCGAUGGCUCGAACGCGCGCUGGUCGGCGUCCGGUGACCGGAUUCUCUUCCUGGCCGAGGAUGACCACGGCAAGCCGCAGAUCUUCGUUCGCUGGAUGGACAGCGAAGAUCGCGUUCAUAGCCAUCGUACCGGCCGAAGAGGAGUGGGAGAUCGACAUGCCGAAGCCGCCGGAGGGCGUCGAGUGGACCGAGCCGCCGCGCAUUCUCGAUCGCCUGCACUAUCGGCAGGAUCAGGUCGGUUUCACGAAGCAGGCUUUUCUCACCUCUUCGUGGUGCCGUCGUCGUCGGGCACAGCGCGUCAGUUGACCCGUGGAGAUUGGAACGUAGGAGCCCGAUUCGACGGGCUGGAUUUCGGCACAGCACUUUCUUGGCUGCCUGACGGCAAGUCGCUGAUUUUUGAUGGGCUCACAGAGGAAGACGGCGACACGGCCUACCGACGUUCCGAUCUCUACGCUAUCGACGUCGAAUCGGCCGAGCUCCGCCAGAUGACGCGCGACUCUGGAUACUGGACCUCGCCGGCCGUGGCGCCGGACGGCCGGUCCGUUGCCUACCUGGGCUAUGCGACGUCUGACGUGACCUACGAGAUGCCUCGUAUUCACGUCAUGGAUAUCGACGGAGGCUCUCCACGGCAGAUCAGGACGGGAGAGGGUCUCUACUUCACGGCCGAAGAUCAGGGCUACAUGCACGUCUUCCACACCGACCUGGGCGGCGAGGUGCGCUCGGUCUCCAAAGGCCAACAGGCUCUACAGCUUGACUCGGUCGAUGCCAAGGUCGAGAUCGGCGUCGGCGUCUCGAGCUCCGGCGCCGCGGUGCGAAAGCUGACGGCGGUGAAUCAGGAUCUUCUCGUCGGCAAAGCGCUCGGCGAGCAGGAAGAAAUUUGGUUCGAGGCUUCUGAUGGUCAGGCGGCUCAUGGAUGGAUUGUCAAACCGCCCGAGUUCGACCCGGAGAAGACCUAUCCGCUGAUCAUGGAAAUUCACGGCGGCCCCUUUGCCAUGUACGUAGGCCGCUUCGACUUUCGCUACCAGGUUUUCGCCGCCAACGGCUUCGUAGUCCUAUACACCAACCCACGCGGCAGCACAGGCUACGGCGAGGCCUUCUCCCAGGCCAUCGAUCACGCCUAUCCGAGCGUUGACUAUCUCGAUCUCAUGGCUGGCGUCGACGCGGUUGUAGAUCAUGGAUUCGUUGACGAGAAGCGCAUGUAUGUGGGUGGCUGCAGCGGCGGUGGGGUGCUGUCGAGUUGGGUCAUCGGUCAUACUGAAAAAAUUCGCCGCUGCGGCGGUGCGCUGUCCGGUAGUGAAUUGGCUGAACCCGGCCGACUGGCUUCAUCAUUCGUCGUUGAUGCACGUCGGCACGUGACGACGCCCGACCGCGGUGAUGACGGGGGAGCUCGAUCAGCGCACGCCCAUGGCCCAGUCGAGGAGUACUACGCCGCGCUCAAGAUGCGCGGUGUGCCGGCCAAGCUGCUGCGCUUCGCCGGGGAAUACCAUGGCACUGGCACAAGGCCGUCGAACUUCAUGCGCACGAUGCUCUACAUGAUGUCCUGGUACAACCGCUUUACCUGGAUGGCGAGGUUGAGGCCGCCGGGGUGUCGACUGGGGACUAGCAGGCCAUAG
Molecule: messenger RNA, 1899 nt
Organism: Nerophis lumbriciformis (worm pipefish)
Lineage: Eukaryota; Metazoa; Chordata; Actinopteri; Syngnathiformes; Syngnathidae
Source: RefSeq, a predicted model, not a curated record